This is a messenger RNA of Striga hermonthica, 1332 nucleotides long. The record is from the annotation of a GenBank genome assembly. NCBI's taxonomy places the organism in Eukaryota, Viridiplantae, Streptophyta, Magnoliopsida, Lamiales, Orobanchaceae.
AUGGCGUCGACGGAGGGUUUGGUGCCCAUAACAAGGACCUUCCUGGCUUCUUACUACGACAAAUAUCCCUUUUCUCCUCUUUCCGAUGACGUUUCCCGUCUCUCCGAUCAGAUGUACGCCAUGGCUGCCGAUCUUCUUAAAGCCUCUCCUCCUACUCAAGGUGAAAGGUUAUUGGUACAAGAAGCUGAGGCCAAACCUCCUCAUAAAGUUGAUGAAAAUAUGUGGAAGAACCGAGAACAGAUUGAAGAGAUCCUUUUCUUGUUGGAAGUCCGUCAUUGGCCCGGAGCGCUUCAACAACUAAGUGCUGAAGAUGCAGAAAUUGCUUCUGUUCUUGGGCGGAUUCAAGAGAAGUUCAAGUCUACAUUGAAGACUUUGGAGGAUUUCCAAACCAGAAAUUCUGAGUUUGUGUUCAAUACAGUUAUGACGUAUAUGCCACAAGAUUUCCGGGGUUCAAUAAUUAGGCAACAGAGAGAGCGUUCUGAGAGGAACAAACAGGCUGCAAUUGAUGCUUUAGUUAACUCUGGUGGAAGCAUACAUGACAAAUAUGUUCUGCUAUGGAACCAACAGAUGGAAAGAAGGAGGCAGUUAGCUGACCUUGGUUCUGCCACUGGUGUUUAUAAGACUCUAAUGAAGUACCUGGUGGGCGUGCCAGAGGUUUUGAUGGAUUUUGUUCGGCAAAUAAAUGAUGAUCAAGGGCCCAUGGAGGAGCAACGACAAAGAUAUGGGCCACCUCUAUAUAGCCUUACAAAAAUGGUCCAUAAUAUCCGACUAUAUGUCUCUUUGCUGUGGGAGCGUUUUGAAUUUAGAAACUUGGACGAUUCUAAAGCUUUUAAUCUGGAUCACCAAAUAUCAGUUUUAGAGGAAGCGACUGAUGUCUACUCUUCUGAGGUUGAACGAUUUAUUAACUUUAUCAGGGAGGUUUUCUCAAAUUCCCCCUUUCUUAUUAGUGCAGAGGAUGCUGGUACAUUUUUGGCCAGUAAAAAUGAUGACUACAAGGAAAUAAGUGUUUCAGCAGGGAAGACUUAUGAGGUGUCUUUGACAGUGGAAUCGGUGAAUUCAUAUAUUGCUUGGGAUUUCUCAUUAGUCCAGGGAAAAAUGAAUAUGGACAUUGGAUUCAGUGUAGAGUGCACAGAUCUUUCCGGGAGAAAAACUCUAAUUCUGCCUUACCGACGUUAUGAUGCUGACCAAGGUAACUUCUGUACAUGCGUAUCAGGAAACUAUAAGCUUAUCUGGGAUAAUUCAUAUUCAGCUUUUUUUAAAAAGGUACUUCGGUACAAGGUGGACUGCAUCCCUCCAGUUGUGGAUUCGGUAUCUGCUGCUGUUGAUCAAUAG